Molecule: messenger RNA, 1958 nt
Organism: Solanum dulcamara
Lineage: Eukaryota; Viridiplantae; Streptophyta; Magnoliopsida; Solanales; Solanaceae
Product: laccase-17-like
Exons: 6
Coding region: 9-1751 (580 amino acids)
Biological process (GO): lignin catabolic process
Cellular component (GO): apoplast
Molecular function (GO): copper ion binding; hydroquinone:oxygen oxidoreductase activity
Source: RefSeq, a predicted model, not a curated record
UUAAAUUGAUGGGUUCUUCUACUGCUUUUCCCACAUUAGUUCCCAUGACAAUGUUCAUUAUUGUUUUCCUUGCAUUAUGUCUCAUCCCUCAUCCUGCACAAGCCAUCACUAGACACUAUGAGUUCAAUAUUACAAUGCAAAAUGUGACAAGAUUGUGCCAUACAAAGAGCAUAGUGACAGUCAAUGGAAAGUUUCCUGGGCCUCGUAUUGUGACAAGGGAGGGUGACCGUCUACUUAUAAAAGUCACCAAUCAUGUUCCUAACAAUAUUACCCUUCAUUGGCAUGGAGUUAGACAACUUCGUAAUGGAUGGGCAGAUGGGCCUGCAUAUAUUACACAAUGUCCCAUUCAAACUGGCCAAACUUAUGUAUACAAUUACACAAUUAUUGGCCAAAGAGGGACUUUGUGGUGGCAUGCACAUAUUUCAUGGCUAAGAUCUACUCUUUAUGGUCCUCUAAUUAUCCUUCCUAAGAAAAAUGUCUCUUACCCUUUUGUCAAACCAUACAAGGAAGUCCCUAUCAUCUUUGGAGAAUGGUUCAAUACUGAUCCUGAGGCCAUUAUUAGCCAAGCAAUACAAAGUGGUGGAGGCCCAAAUGUCUCUGAUGCCUACACCAUCAAUGGCCUUCCAGGGCUCUUGUACAAUUGCUCUGCAAAAGAUACAUUCAAGCUAAAAGUCAAGCCAAGGAAAACAUACCUUCUAAGAAUAAUCAAUGCUGCACUCAAUGAUGAACUUUUCUUCAGCAUUGCAAAUCAUACACUCACAGUAGUUGAAACUGAUGCAUUAUAUGUUAAACCAUUUGACACUGAAACAGUACUUAUAACACCGGGACAAACAACAAAUGUACUUUUGAAAACCAAAUCAGAAUACCCUGAUGCCACUUUUCUCAUGUCUGCUAGACCUUAUGUCACUGGCCAAGGCACAUUUGACAACUCUACUGUUGCUGGAAUUCUCGAAUACGAAUCCCCAACACUUCAUUCGACUAAAUUAACGAAGAAAAUUCCCCUGUUUAAGCCUAUUUUACCUCCCCUAAAUGAUACUUCUUUUGCUACCAAUUUCAGUAAAAGGCUUCGAAGUUUGGCUAAUUCCCAAUUUCCUGUUAACGUUCCGCAAACCGUUGACAAACGUUUUUUUUUCACAGUUGGCCUUGGCACGAACCCUUGUGAAAAAAAUCAAACUUGUCAAGGUCCUAACGGGACCAAAUUUGCAGCGUCGAUAAAUAAUGUGUCAUUUGUACAGCCUACAACUGCUCUGCUUCAAUCUCAUUUCUUUGGACAAUCAAAGGGUAUUUAUAGCCCUUAUUUUCCUGUGAAUCCAUUGAAUUGGUUCAAUUAUACUGGGAAUCCUCCAAAUAACACAAUGGUUGAUAAUGGUACUAAAGUUUUGGUACUUCCUUUUAAUACAAGUGUUGAGCUAAUCAUGCAAGAUACAAGUAUUCUUGGUGCUGAAAGUCAUCCACUUCAUCUUCAUGGCUUCAAUUUCUUUGUUGUUGGCCAAGGUUUUGGUAAUUUUGACCCUACUAAGGAUCCUGCUAAAUUCAAUCUUAUUGAUCCUGUUGAGAGGAACACUAUAGGUGUGCCAUCUGGCGGAUGGGUUGCUAUUCGAUUUUUAGCGGAUAAUCCAGGUGUUUGGUUCAUGCAUUGUCACUUGGAAGUGCAUACAAGUUGGGGAUUGAGGAUGGCAUGGCUUGUUUUAGAUGGAAAGCUUCCCAAUCAAAAACUCCUACCUCCUCCAUCUGAUCUUCCUCAGUGCUGAUUUCUUCAUUUUCAAACAUUUGCGCUUUCAUUUCUUUGUCUUGAUUUUUUUUUAAUGUAUUUUGGGUGUGUGUUUGUUUAACAUUCAUUUUUGUUGUAACUGACUGACCUUUUCAUGUCAUGGUCUAAGAUGAGGGUGAAGAGUUGACUGCCUUUUGUAAUUUUUGAGCCACUGAUAUAUUCGAUAUGCAAGUGAGAAUAAAUGGUU